AUGUUGAAUUCAAAUAAUUCUUCUACAACUUCUUUACAUCAACAAUUCGAAGAAUUGUCGUUAACAUCAACAACAACAACUAAAGAAUCCUCUUUAUCAUACUCAUAUUCACCACCAUCAUCACCAUCGUUUUUAGAAAAUUUCGGUUUGCCUCCAACUUUUCAGUUGGACAUUGAAGUUCCAGAUUUUGUUCUAAGACGUAGAAAUGCUAUUGUAGAAGCUCCUAGACAAGAGCUUGAAAAAGAAAGUCGUGAAAAAGGACUUGCCAAAAGGAUCGACGAGGAGGACAACAUUGAAUCGCCUGGGUUGAAAAUAUUAAAAAAAUGGGGAUAUAGAAAGGGGAUGGCAUUGGGCGAAAGUUCUAAAAAUGAGGGCAUAACGGAACCUUUGGGCAUUGAAUUAAAACAAGAUAGACUUGGUUUGGGAAUGUCUACAGAGCUUAAGCAAAAGGCCAAGGUGGAAUAUGAAAGAAAAUCAAAGAAAAUCAAAGUGGAUGAAGUCACGUUUCGUGAACGAAUUAGACAAGAACAUCUUGAUAAACGUAUACGAGCGCAAUUAAAAGCUUUACAAAAAAUAUGUGAAACUUUGGAUACAAGAAAG
Molecule: messenger RNA, 600 nt
Organism: Entrophospora sp. SA101
Lineage: Eukaryota; Fungi; Glomeromycota; Glomeromycetes; Entrophosporales; Entrophosporaceae
Source: the annotation of a GenBank genome assembly